AUGGACACGAAUUCGUCAUCGUCCGGGUCAAGAGGCUGGAGCGGUCCGUCUCGUGGUCACAGGCCUCCUAGAGGUGGAGGAGGCGGUGGCCGCGGCGGUCGUGGCGGCCGCGGAGGAGUCAGAGGUAGAGGCGGAGGUUGGAAUGGUCAGCAUAGGGAUGGCAGGCAAGCAGCCACGCCGAACAACACGACCACCGAUACUCAGCUUGCACCUGGCCAGCCCCAUCCCGGCUUCUUCCACGAGUCGUUCGUCGGCAACCCCUGGUACGAUCUCGAAGAGAAGCUCGGCAUUCCACACGUGCCCGCCGUCAGCCCGAACCAGACCCCAUCAUCGCAACCAGACGAUGUGAUCGAGUCAUCCACCACCAUCGAUGCGCAAGACGAGGCUCGAGCGCAAAGCGUCAAAGAUCAAGUGUCAAGCACCGUCGAUGCUCAACCCGCACCAGAAUGA
Molecule: messenger RNA, 450 nt
Organism: Moesziomyces aphidis
Lineage: Eukaryota; Fungi; Basidiomycota; Ustilaginomycetes; Ustilaginales; Ustilaginaceae
Source: the annotation of a GenBank genome assembly